UGCAAGUGGUAUAUGACUAUUUGGCAUCACAACAACUUACCAAUGAGGUUAUUUCGUUUCGUGUGAUUGCGGUUGGUGCUCUUUGCAGUCAGUCAUGUCCACUCCAUCGUCGACACCUUCACCACAGGAUAAUGUGAAGCCUGCGGAUUAUAAAAAUGUUUUCGCUGCCCGACAAUCAUACACCCAACAUACAGACCCAUGUGAACAAGCAGCGAAGGCAUCGUUGAGCUGCAUGGACCGCAACGACUAUAACCGCGACAAUUGCAUGGACUUCUUCCAGGCAUAUAGAGACUGUAAGAAGGCAUGGCUGGAGCAGAGACGCGAGGAUCGUAGAGCUGGCCGACCUACACCUGUAUGAAACGCGUCGAAGUGACUGGCGCAUUGAGUGAUAUGCGAGGAUAUGCGUCCUCUGGGCAGUUGUUCUAUUAAACACAAUUUUUUUUUGCGCGGCAUGAUAUCAAUCAUGAAGACGACAACGUAAAUUCUCCAGUACGCUCGACAUGCUUUGUUGAGGUACAAGGGUAUUUAUGUAGCUACAACCUCAAGCAAGUCCUGCCGAUAUCAAUAUUCUUUUCUUCGUCCAGGCGAGAUAGAUUCGAAAUUCAUCCGAGUCGAUGUGAUUAACACCCAGACGAAUGACAGUAUCCUUCAGUAUGCUCAAA
Suillus clintonianus is the source of this 662-nucleotide messenger RNA. RefSeq lists its product as uncharacterized. Lineage: Eukaryota; Fungi; Basidiomycota; Agaricomycetes; Boletales; Suillaceae. The transcript has 4 exons. The record is from RefSeq and is a predicted model, not a curated record. The coding region runs from base 95 to 358 and encodes 87 amino acids.